AUGCCAUUGCAUGAAGUACUCGAAGAUCAAUGGGACUUUAUACAUCCGGAUACGACUGGGCACAGAGGUCGCAUAAUCAACACCUCUAGUGCUGGUGGCUUGAGAGAGGCCCGAGGGGCAGCAAUGGCAGAAAAAUUAGUGCCGGGCGCUGAAUUUGAAGCAAUAUUCGAGAAGAUGACGCCGCUUGGAGUCUUGAACACUGCAGAUAAAGAAAUUGGCAAGGCGGCUGUUUCUUGGCUAGCGCGGAGUCAAGCUGGAUGA
This is a messenger RNA of Penicillium angulare, 261 nucleotides long. RefSeq lists its product as uncharacterized. The record is from RefSeq and is a predicted model, not a curated record. The coding region runs from base 1 to 261 and encodes 86 amino acids. The transcript is spliced from 3 exons. NCBI's taxonomy places the organism in Eukaryota, Fungi, Ascomycota, Eurotiomycetes, Eurotiales, Aspergillaceae.